AUGCGUCGCCCCUCAGCCAAUAUUCUGUAAGAACUUAUUUUACUUCGUUUGCAAUAACAUUCGUCUUUAAAAGUCGUUUUCCAUUGCAGCCUUGCCUUCUGUUUCGUCCCCUUAAUCUCAGGCCAGUCGAUCCUUGCCGGGCGUUAUUACGCGACAGCUCCUGUGGCAGCUGUGGCCCCGGCCAUUCCGCCCGGUCCAGUCCCGGCUGCCCAUCCUUGUGGCCCGGCCUUGGCCCCUCCUGCAGUCCCAGUAGCCGCUCCUCCUCUAGGCCCUCCUCCUCCGGUCCCAGCUCCGGCGUUUGGCCCCGCUCUUUAUCCGGCAAUCCCAGCAGCUGCCCCAGCCUUGCUUCCGGCCGCUCCAGCUUUUGCUGCCCCGGCUUGUGCUCCAGGCUUCGGAUAUGCAGGAUUUGGUCCUUUCGGAUCCAAUAAGGAGGCCAGACAUCCCACAGAGAAUAAUUCGACCGAGACGGACAUUCCCACGACCUCUGCACCAGCCAAGGAGAAGUGA
Messenger RNA from Bursaphelenchus xylophilus (pine wood nematode), 507 nucleotides. Lineage: Eukaryota; Metazoa; Nematoda; Chromadorea; Rhabditida; Aphelenchoididae. The record is from the annotation of a GenBank genome assembly.